Messenger RNA from Microtus oregoni (creeping vole), 1100 nucleotides. Its product is annotated as PDZ and LIM domain protein 7-like. The transcript has 9 exons. Gene Ontology annotation, cellular component: Z disc; stress fiber; filamentous actin. Lineage: Eukaryota; Metazoa; Chordata; Mammalia; Rodentia; Cricetidae. Gene Ontology annotation, molecular function: muscle alpha-actinin binding; actin binding. Gene Ontology annotation, biological process: heart development; actin cytoskeleton organization; muscle structure development. The coding region runs from base 156 to 845 and encodes 229 amino acids. The record is from RefSeq and is a predicted model, not a curated record.
GCCUGAGGAGGGCGUGGCCUAGGACUCCGCCCCCUUCCGCGGGCUCAAAUUGCGUGGCGUCCGUGGAGGCGGGGUCAGAGCACAGCGGCGGAUCUUAACGCGGCUCCGGGAGGCUGCGGAGCAGCGGCCCAUCUGGGCACUCAGGAACAGACACCAUGGAUUCCUUCAAGGUAGUGCUGGAGGGACCAGCACCUUGGGGCUUCCGGCUGCAAGGGGGCAAGGACUUCAAUGUGCCCCUCUCCAUCUCUCGGCUUACUCCUGGGGGCAAAGCUGCACAGGCUGGCGUGGCCGUGGGAGACUGGGUGCUGAGCAUCGAUGGCGAGAACGCAGGGAACCUCACGCACAUUGAGGCCCAGAACAAGAUCCGUGCCUGUGGGGAGCGCCUCAGCCUGGGUCUUAGCAGAGCCCAGCCUGUUCAGAGCAAACCACAGAAGGCCCUGACCCCUCCCGCCGACCCCCCGAGGUAUACUUUUGCACCAAGCGCCUCCCUCAACAAGACGGCCCGGCCCUUUGGGGCACCCCCACCUACUGACAGCACCCCGCAGCAGAAUGGGUGCAGACCCCUGACAAGUCAACAGUUGCUCAGACAGCUGGUCCCCGAUGCCAGCAAGCAGCGGCUGAUGGAGGAUACCGAAGACUGGCGGCCACGGCCGGGGACAGGCCAGUCCCGCUCCUUCCGCAUCCUUGCCCACCUCACGGGCACAGAGUUCAUGCAAGACCCGGAUGAGGAAUACAUGAAGAAGUCAAGGGAAAGGUAUGUCCUGGAGCUACAGAGCCCACGCUAUACGCGCCUCCGGGACUGGCACCACCAGCGCUCUGCCCACGUGCUCAACGUGCAGUCGUAGCCUGGCCAUUGCCAGCCUGCUGCCCUCUGCUGUCCUUUCUCUGCUACUCCCUCCGAGGGCGCCCCAUUGGUGCCCCAAGCUUUGCCUACCGCUUUCAUGUUCCUGACCUGAACCUCCUUCUGGCCUGGUCCUGGCAAGCCCGCCUGGCACAGGGCCUGGCUUCGUCUGACACUGCCUUCCCUCUUGGCCCUGUGGUACUACUGUCUGCCAGGUCUGCACUGCCUUGAGCAUGAAAAUAAACGUUCUCAGCCCUGC